This is a messenger RNA of Labrus bergylta (ballan wrasse), 1213 nucleotides long. Lineage: Eukaryota; Metazoa; Chordata; Actinopteri; Labriformes; Labridae. The record is from RefSeq and is a predicted model, not a curated record.
CGUUUUGUUACUAAUCAGAUUUGAUCGUCGUGCACAUUAAGCAGACCGUAACGAAGCGGAAGUAGGUUGGAGAGAAUGCUCUCGCUUGGUUUGAAUACUUUCCUGUACUCUCUUCGGUGUGUCCGCCGCAAUGGUCGUCCUGAAAGGAAUCCCCUUUAUUCUGUCACCUGAACUGCUGUAUACUCUCGCUAAAAUGGGUCAUGGGGAUGAACUGGUUCUUGCUGAUGCAAACUUUCCAGCAUCCUCCAUUUGUGCUUGUGGUCCAAAGGAGAUCAGAGCUGACGGUUUGGGAAUCCCUCAGCUUUUACAGGCCAUUUUAAGGUUGUUGCCCCUGGAUACCUAUGUCCACUCUGCGGCUGCAGUCAUGGAUCUGGUGGACAGUGACAAAGUGAAGGGUUUUACUGCCCCUAUUGUGUGGGACACUUACAAUGACCUUAUUAGGAAUGCUGAGCCUCUGACAUCUCUUGAAAAGAUAGAAAGGUUUGCUUUCUAUGAACGAGCCAAGAAAGCCUACGCUGUUGUAGCAACAGGGUAUGUACUUUCUUUACUUUUAAUUGUUGAUGUGUGUGUGUGUGUGUGUGUGUGUGUGUGUGUGUGUGUGUUUGAAAAUUGUUUUCAAAUGUAUCACUUGAAAAAAAAGAUUUCUAGAAAUAAGCAAACAUCACUAAGUUGUAAAAUGGGUGUUUUUUUUCUUUUUUUGCGGUAAAUAACCGUGUUUCUCUGCUUGAUAAUCAGACUGGAUUACAAUUUAGAUUUCAGUUCAACAUGUCAUUGAAAACCAGCAAUGGAAAACGUAAAUAUUCCUCCCUUUCUGAUGUUCCCUCUGCUCUGUCCUCGCAGGGAAACAGCUCUGUACGGGAACCUGAUACUGAAGAAGGGGGUGAUUCCUGCAGAGCGGCUGGAGUGAUGCACAGACACUGAGACGCUACACAUUUAAAGUAAUGAUGUUGCAAUGUUAAUUUCAAUCAUAGCUUUAAUUCCUUGUGAAAAUCAGUGACAGGCGAUUUUUUUUUUUUUUGUUGCACAAAGUUAUUUUUUUUUACAAUUUUCAGGUGAAGCUCUGAAUUUAAAACAUUUGUUUUUGUAAGUAAUACUGUAAAUAUUUACGAUCAUUUAGAAUUUACAGGUUACAUGAAGCAGAAAUUUGUUGUAGGUCUUAUUAACAUCCUCUGCAUUGUACAUACAUUUAAAUAAAUAAAACAAAUAAAAUCUU